CUAAAUUCCAAGGUCCAAAACCCACGAAACCAUCCCCAAACUGUCCGCUGUUAUUCACUUGGACGGCGGACCCUGUGAGAAAUGGAAGCAUAUUUGCUUUUGAUAAGCCUGCUCUCCAUGGGCAGUCUCUCCUUAAGCCAAGAAUGCCUACGAGAUAAGCUGGAGAAUGUCGACUUUCCGGGGACGGAUCUUAAAUUCCUGUAUUCUCCAGACGCGGAGCACUGUCAGCAUCUUUGCACUCAGCACCCGGGUUGUCUUUUCUUCACUUUUAUACGAGCUGACUGGACCAAAGAUGACAGGCACUUCUACUGCUACCUCAAGUCGACAUCCUCUGGACAGCCCAAGGUUCGGACACCCCUAAUGGGGGUCACCUCUGGUUUUUCCCUCAAAUCCUGCAGCCCAGACCCACAGCCCUGUCUGCCUCGCGUGUACCAGAAUGUGGACUUUCUUGGGGCGGACUAUCGGACCUUGUUCACGGCCGACUACGAGGAGUGCCAGAGAGUGUGCACUCAAGACCCCUCCUGCCAAUUCUUUACGUUUGUCAAUGCGGUCUUCAGUCCUGAGAAAAUCAGGUACAAGUGUCACCUGAAAUUCAGCUGGUCGCUACCGAGGACCCUAAACGUAAACAGAAAGGAUGGUGUGGCGUCUGGCUUCUCGCACCUAACCCAACUGACUCCCUACUCCGACACAGCAUGUUCUGUCAAACUCUUCCCGAGCACCGUCAUCCCCGGCAACCCCCUGGAGACGCAUCCUUCCGGCUCGCCUGAGCACUGUUUGGCCCUGUGCUCCGCGCACCCACGAUGCACCUACUUCUCCUACUACAGCAAUGCUCUCUCCUGUCACCUGAAGAACAAUCCCGAUGCCAUGGUGAUGAACGCGGAAGUAGGUGUGACGUCAGGGAUAGCGACACACUUCUGUCAGCAAGACACCAACUGGGCAAAGAAAACUCACGAGGGAGUCGAUUUUCAAGGUUCGGACAUCCGUUUUGAGCUGAUGGAUGACGCGGAGACGUGCCAAAAGACGUGCAGUGGGGAUGGAAACUGCCAGUUCUACACUUACGUCAAUGACAACUUCAGAGAACCUGCUUUCAGGCGCCGUUGCUACAUCAAACGUGUCAUCACCAUGCCGGCUCCUCCCAAAAUUAACAAACUGGCCAAUGUGGUGUCCGGCUUCCACUUGAGGAGUUGCGCUUAGAUGACAGCUAAACAUUGUUUCAGUAUUAUCUGUUUAGUCUCUUAAGGUGAGUCAUUUGCAUCCAUACAGUGACAUAUUGAACACACUGGGAGCUGAAACCAGCAACCUUGUGCGGUUUUCUGUCAGCAGAGGUUGCUCAACUCAAAUAAACCAUUCUGAUUUUUGGA
Molecule: messenger RNA, 1361 nt
Organism: Nerophis ophidion (straightnose pipefish)
Lineage: Eukaryota; Metazoa; Chordata; Actinopteri; Syngnathiformes; Syngnathidae
Product: coagulation factor XI-like
Exons: 9
Coding region: 82-1194 (370 amino acids)
Biological process (GO): proteolysis
Cellular component (GO): extracellular region
Molecular function (GO): protein binding
Source: RefSeq, a predicted model, not a curated record